UCUUGGAGAAAAAUCAAAACAGAGAAUCAAAGAAAGAAGAAAUAUGAAGUUAGCUGCGAUCUUCUUGGUUACUUGUGUCUUAUUCUCCCUUCUCUCAAGCCACCUUUCUCAAGGUGAAGUACCAAGCGUGAAUGGUGCGAGAAGGCCGUGGUGUCCGUCGAAGAAGCAAGUGUUUGGUGGUUCGUGCGGAAACGAUGGAGCACAACAAUGUCUAAACAACUUAUUAAGUACAUGGGAUCCAAGUGUAAGGCUCAGCCCGGUCUCAUGCGAUUGCACUCCUCAAACUAAAAACAAUAUUCUUUGUAGUUGUCCUAACAUGAUAUGCCCUUAAGACCCCAAACUGUUGUUCUGUCUCAUUUUUCCAUGUAAUCCAUCAGUAAUAAUGUUUCAGUUUCCAUCGAAAACACCAAAGAUGAUAUGAUAUACUUGAAUCUCAGACUUCUCAA
This is a messenger RNA of Capsella rubella, 446 nucleotides long. RefSeq names its product defensin-like protein 245. The record is from RefSeq and is a predicted model, not a curated record. The transcript is spliced from 2 exons. The coding region runs from base 44 to 331 and encodes 95 amino acids. NCBI's taxonomy places the organism in Eukaryota, Viridiplantae, Streptophyta, Magnoliopsida, Brassicales, Brassicaceae. Gene Ontology annotation, biological process: signal transduction.